CGUCUUUUAAGGCGCUCGUCCUGUAAGUCCCGACCAAGUCAAACUCUCACCGCUAACAUAUCAACAUGGCAUGGGGUAGGCGGUACCCAGUGGCCCUGUAUGUGAUGUUGAUGUCAGCUACUGGUAUUUAUGCAGUGUCCCCAAGCUUAUGGCGGAUUCGAGAUCUUGUGGAACGACAGAGACGUGAGGAGAUCCAUCACCAGCUGGAGCUAACAGAAAUACGCAAUGGCGCCAAAGAAAUCUUCAUAACUCAGCCACUGGACCACUUUGACGCUUCCGAAGAGGGCAUGUACAAACAGAGGGUCUAUGUGAAUGAUCAGUAUUGGAAAACUAAUGGCCCAGUGUUCCUUUACAUUGGGGGCGAGGGCAGUUUAGCUGUGUUUGACGUCCUUGGGGGGGAACAUGUGGAUCUGGCGAGAAAAUAUGGCGCUCUGCUGUUUGCAGUGGAGCACAGAUAUUAUGGAGCAAGCAUAAAUGACGACGGCCUUCGGUUGAGAAAUAUGAAAUUUUUGUCCAGUCAGCAGGCGCUAGCUGACCUUGCGUCGUUCUAUCAAUACGCUGUCAACACCUACCAAUUGACUCCCUCCAACACUUGGAUAUGUUUCGGUGGGUCAUACCCGGGGGCACUCUCCGCCUGGUUUAGAGUAAAGUACCCGCACAUCGUUUACGGGGCCGUGGCGUCGUCAGCUCCUGUGGAAGCCGAAGUGAAUUUUGAGGGUUAUAAUGAUGUUGUGGCGGCAAGCCUUAAAGACCCAGUCGUCCAGGGAUCUGAAUUGUGUUUGGCAAAUGUGAAGCAAGCUUUUGCAGACAUUGACCAGCUGAUAGAGAAUGGCAUGUUCAAUCAGUUAAGGCAGGACUUCCUCUCUUGCAACGACAUUUCGGCCCAUUACGACAUGGUGACAUUUGUUGGCAAUCUGGCCGGGAUCAUCAUGGGCAUUGCUCAGUACAACAACCAGGUCCAGUUCCAGAAUAUCACCACGUUCUGUAAAUACAUGACACAGGCAUCCCAAAAGCCUUACCAGAAUCUGGUGAAAUACAAUGAGAAACUGUUAAGCAUGUCGGGGCGUAAAUGUGCAGACAACUCCUGGAGCGGAUUUCUGGCCAGUUUGUCUAACACGACAGUAGACAGAUCUGGGUUUGGAGUCGGUCUCCGUCAGUGGUUGUACCAGACUUGUACUCAGUUCGGCUAUUAUCAGACAUGUGACACCAACACAACUUGUCCGUUUUCUCGCUUCAUGGAUCUGGACAGUAACACGGUAAUUUGUGAGGAGAUUUUCGAAAUCCCCGCUGCUGAGGUCGCCAAGAGAGUUACAUUUACCAACGAAUUCUAUGGUUCAAACCGACCCAGUGGAUCCCGGAUAAUAUUUGUCAACGGCUCCAUAGAUCCAUGGCAUGCAUUAAGUGUUCUGAAGAACCUCGCAGACGAAGAGAUCGCAGUCUUCAUCAACGGCACGUCACAUUGCCAGAAUAUGGGUUCGAACCGUCCUGGAGAUGCAGCUGCUCUCCGGGCAGCCCGAAUGGAAAUAGACACUAUUGUUGGGAAAUGGCUGGAGGAAGCGCAGAGUGGCUUGGAUAAUACACUAUACUGGAAAGCGUAGAUCACGUGAUGAAAAGUCAACCUGUUUGAUAAUUAUAUAUUAUAUCCAUAAUAUUUUUACAAGUAUUUUGUUAUAGAGCACAGCUGCUGUGGGCCUUCUUGUGGUUCAAAUGUUUUGUGUUUUCAUAUAUUCGUGUGAAAAAUAUUGUCUAGAUUCUAGAAUACAUUACUCAAUUAACUUCCUUUAUGUAAAUUCAGAUGAAACAGCUUGUAUUGAUCGUCCUGACAACCUUUCGUCUUGUUUGUUUUGUCCAUUUCCCAUCAUGAUCACUACAUAUUUUCAAACAUGCUCAAUAAAUCCUCAUAUCCAUGCAUCCAUGUAACUGAUCUGUGUCAGGGUCAAUAAGAAAAACAUCAGUAUAUAUACCCAGGAUCGCUCGGCGUGUGGUAUAUAAAUACAACAUUCUGGA
Messenger RNA from Liolophura sinensis, 2007 nucleotides. Its product is annotated as thymus-specific serine protease-like. Gene Ontology annotation, cellular component: endosome; lysosome. The record is from RefSeq and is a predicted model, not a curated record. The transcript has 11 exons. Gene Ontology annotation, molecular function: serine-type exopeptidase activity; dipeptidyl-peptidase activity. The coding region runs from base 66 to 1598 and encodes 510 amino acids. Gene Ontology annotation, biological process: proteolysis. NCBI's taxonomy places the organism in Eukaryota, Metazoa, Mollusca, Polyplacophora, Chitonida, Chitonidae.